AUGAGAGGGCUGUACUACUUAGUGCUUGUCCUGUUUACUUUAAAGUUUUGUUCUUGCAGUGGAAUUUGCAAAGAAAAUGAGAAAAAAGCUUUACUAAGGUUAAAGAAAGAAGCAAAUGAUCCAACAAAUGUACUAUUUUCUUGGAUUGAUAAAGAAGAUUGUUGUAACUGGGAAGGAGUUUUGUGCCACAAUGUAACUGGUUCUGUCAUUGAGCUAUCCAUUAAUGGAUGGGAUUGGACAGAACUUAAAGGCCUAAAGAUUGAUAAUUUCCAGUGGUUGUCAAGUCUUGAGAAUCUUGAUAGUUUGGACAUGUCAGGUGUGGAUUUAAGUGAAGCUACGAACUGGACUGAGAUGAUUAACAUGCUUCCUUCUUUGGUUAAUCUCCGUUUUUCGAAUUGUAGUCUUCAUUCAAUACCUCCUUUGUUUGAUCAUAACAAUUCUCUUCUUGAAAAUCUUGAUCUUUCUUUGAAUAACUUUGGUUCUCUGAUUCCCGGGUGGGUUUUCAGUUUUAGUAAUCUUGUUUCUCUUGAAUUCACUGGUAGUAAUUUCACUGGUUCAUUUCCUGAGGGUCCUUUUAACUUGACUUCUUUCACAACAUUAAGAGCUUCUAGCAACUCCUUUGGUUCUGUUUUACCUCAAUGGUUAUUUGAUCUUAGUAAUCUUGAAUAUCUUGAUUUGAGUUAUAAUGGUCUCGAGGGUCCAAUACCAAAUGGAGCUGGAAAUUUUACCAAGCUUACUUAUCUUAGUCUUGCUUCCAAUAAUCUGAAUUCCACCAUCCCAAAUUGGCUCUAUGAAUGCAAGAAUCUUGAAACACUUAUCAUGAAAGGAAACACUCUUGAGGGAAUAGUUUCAGAUUCGAUUUCAAAUCUGACAUCUCUAACUAGUAUCGAUAUGUCUGAAAAUUUUCUUUCUGGAAAGUUACCGAGUGUAAUUGGAAAGUUGUGGAAAUUAGAAGAUCUCAAUCUCUCAGAAAAUCGAUUUGAAGGAGAAGUAUCCGAGAUUUUCAAUACUAUGACUGAUUGCCCUCCAAUAGGCUCAGGAAAUUGUUCUUCUUUGAGGACUUUAAGACUAAAUGACAACAAACUAGUUGGAAAUCUUCCAAAAAGUUUUGGGCACCUUCCAAAUCUACAGUUCUGUUUCAUGUUCAAUAAUAGGUUGGAAGGGGUGUUAACAGAAGAACAUUUCACCAACUUGACAAAUUUGAAGUUUUUCUCUGCAUCUAAGAGUAAUUUGACUUUGAGAGUGAGUUCAGAUUGGAUUCCACCAUUUCAAGCUAGUGACAUUGUAAUGGGCAGUUGGCGCUUAGGCCCUGACUUCCCUUUGUGGAUCCAAUCUCAACAAUCAAUUAUGAAUUUGGACAUAUCGAAUGCUGGUAUAGUAGGUGAGGUUCCAACUUGGUUCUGGAACUUAUCGUCUCAAAUUCGUUUCCUCAAUAUGUCUCACAACCAGCUCAUUGGUGAAAUUCCAACUUUCUCAAUUUCUGAUAGCUCCAUGGGAAGUGGAGGUCCUUGGUUGAUAUACUUGAGUUCCAACAACUUUAGUGGUUCACUUCCUCAUAUACCAACCAUGGUAACAGAGUUGGACCUUUCAGAUAACUCUUUCUCAGAAGGUUUAACGAGCUUCUUGUGUGAUAAAAAGAAUGAAUCUUACAUGUUAGAGAUCCUACACCUUGGAGGAAAUCGUUUCUCCGAAGAAAUUCCUGAUUGUUGGAUGAAUUGGCCAGAGUUGAGAGUUAUCAACUUGGGAGAGAAUAAGCUUACCGGAGGAAUCCCAAGAUCCAUUGGGGCUUUAAGCAAUUUGAAAUCUUUGGACUUGAAAAGAAACAAACUUUCUGGUCCAUUGCCUUCAUCCUUGAAAAACUGCACAAGAUUGUGGAAAAUAGACAUGAAUGAGAAUGAGUUAGAUGGAAAUUUACCACCUUGGUUAGGUACAAGGCUUUCAAAGCUGACAGUCCUGAGUCUCCGGUCUAAUAAAUUCGAUGGAGAACUAGCUCCAGAACUUUGCCAGCUCAAUGAUAUUCAAAUCUUGGAUCUUGCCAACAACAAUUUGUUUGGAGCUAUACCACGGUGUGUUAACAAUUUCACAGCAAUGGUGAAUGGAAGGAAGGAAAUUAGAGAUGGAGACGAUGAGAUGGAUUAUUCUUAUUAUGUUGGAGUUUUCAGGGAGAGUGCAAAAGUAGUAACUAAGGGCAACAUGUAUCAAUAUGAUACCAUUUUGUCAUUGUUUACAAGCAUGGAUCUUUCUAACAAUAAUCUUUCUGGAAACAUUCCUAUGAGUCUUACAAGUCUUGUUGGAUUGAGAUCAUUAAAUUUCUCCCAAAAUCAGCUGACUGGUAGUAUUCCAGGGGACAUUGACAAGAUGAAGGUAUUAGAAUCACUUGAUAUUUCGAAUAAUCAACUCUCUGGUGAAAUACCACAAAGCAUUUCGAGUUUGUCCUCUUUGAGCUACUUGAAUGUAUCUCAGAACAACUUAUCAGGGAGGAUUCCUGUGAGCACUCAACUUCAAAGCUUUAGCCCUUCUAGCUUUACUGGAAAUAAGCUUUGUGGGCUUCCACUCAUGGAGCGUUGCAGUAAAAAUCCUGAGGUUGAAAAUGAAGAAGAACAAGAAGAAGAUAAUGAAGUGGAAUGGUUUUAUGUUUCCAUGGCAAUAGGAUUCAUUGUGGCCUUUUGGGGUGUAAGUGCUCCUUUGCUUUUCAUAAGACCUUGGAGACAUGCAUAUUUUAGUUUUUUAGAUAGAAAAUGGAAAUCAUGGCACACAUAA
Messenger RNA from Solanum dulcamara, 2760 nucleotides. Its product is annotated as receptor-like protein EIX2. The transcript has a single exon. Bases 1 to 2760 code for a protein of 919 amino acids. Gene Ontology annotation, molecular function: protein binding. NCBI's taxonomy places the organism in Eukaryota, Viridiplantae, Streptophyta, Magnoliopsida, Solanales, Solanaceae. The record is from RefSeq and is a predicted model, not a curated record.